This is a messenger RNA of Perca flavescens (yellow perch), 2538 nucleotides long. RefSeq names its product tetraspanin-8. The record is from RefSeq and is a predicted model, not a curated record. The coding region runs from base 436 to 1116 and encodes 226 amino acids. The transcript has 8 exons. NCBI's taxonomy places the organism in Eukaryota, Metazoa, Chordata, Actinopteri, Perciformes, Percidae. Gene Ontology annotation, cellular component: plasma membrane.
CGUAUUUGAUUACUUCACCUGUUGGUUUUUUGGGCUUUGACAGAGAGAGGGAGGGUGAGCCUGGGAGCGAUACGCUUUCUGUUGAUAACGCACUUAUUUCGACUCACAAAAGUAACUUUACAUUUGCUAACUGCAGUGAUAAUUGUAUUUUACGCGUCACGGUGUGAUUACGCAUCUCUCAGUGUUUGGUACCUCGCGGCAGCACUUUGUUGGACUGCUUACAGCCCCAACAGCGGAGCAAAUCAGGUGUAGGACCGAAAAGGAGUGGCACAGGGAAGGAAAGGAGGAAGUGAGAGGGAACCGGUCAAGCAGGGUAGGUCUGUUUAGUAGCCUGAGGGAGUCUCUCUGACCGCUCUGUAGGAAACUUGUCUCCGUUGAAGUGAGUCGAGAGCCAGAAGCUGCCGAGAACGAAGGAAUUAAGAACAACCAAAAGCCAUGGCUGUUAAUAAAUGCAUCAAAUACCUCCUCUUCUUCUUCAACCUUCUUUUCUGGCUUAGUGGAUGCCUCAUCCUGGGCGUGGCCAUCUACCUGAAAGUCGGCAAGGCUGGAAAUCAAAUCACCAGUAACUCUCUCCCCGGCGUAGACCUGCUGAUCGCCAUCGGUGCGAUCAUCAUGGUGCUGGGCUUCCUGGGCUGCUGCGGAGCCAUCCGAGAGAACCGCUGCUUGCUGCUGCUGUUCUUCAUCAGCCUUCUCAUCAUCUUCAUCCUGCUGGUGGCGGCGGGCAUCCUGGGAGCCGUGGGGGAGAACAAGGUGAAUGACUGGGCGAAAGAGAAUCUGGAUAAACUCACCCCACUGUCAUCACAACCGGCUAGUCUGCAGAACGACAUGCAGCAACUGCAGCAGGAGUUGCAGUGUUGUGGUCUGCUGAAUGGAGCGUCCGACUGGGGUGUAGUUCCUGCCCCCUGCAACUGCAACACCACCCUAACAGACUGCAAGACCACCCCCGUCUUCACCACGCCCUGCGGCACCCAAAUCAUCAGUUUGAUAAAGGGCAGCUUGACCGUGGUGCUGGGCAUCGCCUUUGGAAUCGCCGUCCUGCUGAUUUUCGGCAUGGUCUUCUCCAUGAUUCUCUACUGUCAGAUUGGCAGAAAGGAUGGCGCCACUUCCACUGCCUGAACACCCACACAUGGCCACGCCCACUCGCUGCCUGGCAACAGCCAAUCAGAGUGCAAAUGACCCAUUUAACACUUAACCUCAGUGCUAUUGUAACUUAACCUGUGCUUUUACUGUGGAGGGACACGCUGAUAUUUUGGUUGAAAUCUCAUGAUGUUAAUACACAUGUGGUGUGUACUGUAUGGAGUCUCAAUCGCGACAAAAGUUCAAUAUAUAAAUAUCUUUUUGCAAACAUGAGAAUUUCUGCUUCUUAAAGGUGUUAAAUUAACCAAUAAGAUAUUGGGGGAGUAAAAUAAAUGGGGUUUAAAAUUAACUGAAAAUAUAAAAAUGUUUGGUUCUUUUAAACAAAUGACUUUCUACCCAAAAUAUCAGUGUGUUCCUUUAACCUUACAGCAAACCUGUGAUAAUUAUCACUUUUUUUUUUACCAAACUCAAAAUCCAAACAUAGUCUUUCUUUCCGUUCACACUGUGGCCUCAAAGAACAAAGUCUAGAAACAUUGUCAAAACAAUUUGUGUUGUCUGGGGCUUAUUUCGAUGGAAGCCAAUUACCGCCAAAAACAAAUCAAUAAAUACGCGGCAAGGUAUGGUAAAAGAGAAUUUAUCUCACUAGUAUCUGUAUGAUUUAUACAUAAGUCAAUAUUAUGACAUCUUCUCAUAAUUAUGAUACAUUCUCGAAAAAUGUUACUUACAUAUUCGUAAAUCUAAAAUUACAUAUACGUUUUUUCUCGAACAUUGUAUUAAUAUAGUUGUUUCUUUGCUCUUUUCUGUAUGUAAACUGUCAACUCAGGUUACAUGAAAGUUGCUUAAAAUUAUUUUUUUAAAAGCACUGAAUCAUAAUUUUCUUACGAUUUCUGCAAUGCCUUAUUUUGUAUUUGUUGUUUAAUUUGUAUCGGAUGAAGGAAUGGGCUUCCAUAGAUUUAUGUCCAAAAAUAUACUGCCAUAACUGUCUGUCGCAACAUCUGCUGCCAUUUCUGAUAAAUGUUCCAAAAUAAUCCUCAUGAAGUUAAAGUUGUGGUGUGUUCCUGUGUUGUUCCGUUUAUAACUCCAUAAACCUUUCAGAAAUACAAGAAAUAAUUAAAUUAUAUAUAUAGAUAGAUAGAUAGAUAGAUAGAUAGAUAGAUAGAUAGAUCUCUAUCUAUAUAUAUAUCUCUAUCUAUCUCUCUCUAUCAACCACAUUGUUAUAUUACUGUUUAACUUCUAAUUGUGUUAUGAAAGUGGUUUAAUAUUGUGGAACAGACUUCUUCACCUGUUCACUCGGAAUUUCGUUGCUGUCGUCUUUGUCAUUUUUACGGGCACUGUCUGAAAACUGUAAGGAUGUUUUUAUUUUUAUUUUUGUCCCUGAACUGAGUUUAGUUGGAGGACAAAAUCAAGUGUCAUACUAUCCUGCUUGAAGAAGGGAAAAUAAAAACUACUGAAUUAAAAUAA